UUCAAAAAAAAAGUAUUAAUUAUUAAAUAUUUUAACCGUUAAAACUAUAUGAAGUCAUAUCUCUCAUAUUAUAGUUUAUGGUUAAAAUUUAAAAAUUUCAAUGAUUUCUUUAUACAAUUCCUGUUAUGUAUAGUGGUUUUAUUUUAAAUUGAUUUUUAUGUUGAUUAUUAAAAAUGUCUGAUCAAUCCGAAUUUGAAAGUGCUAAUUUAAGUCCCGCAACAUCUACACCUCAAAGUAGUCCAGAAAGUAUUAUGACACAUUCACAUUCAUUUGUCAAUUCACGAGUUCCGAAAAAUGUAGAUAUUAAUGUUUUAUCCAAUUAUGAUAUGCCACAAUGUUCCGUUUAUGAUGUGUCUUUAACAGACAGUGAUCGUAGUACUCAAGAAGGUCCUAAAAUAUUGAAUGCAUCGUCACCAUCAAGUAUUUGCUCAGCUAGGCCUUUAGAAUGGGAUAGUGGUGCUGAUGUGGGAUAUGACCUUACACCACAGACACAAAAUCUAGUGAUGAGUACUAUAGAGCGAAUUGCAGUUAAUAAUUUAGUAUUUAACGCUAAUUCAACACCUAUUGAUUUAAAAAAUAAAAAUGUAAAACAAAAAAGUGCUUCGCUUACCGAUCUGGUUACGAUAGAGUCAUUUAAAGAUAAUAAAUCAGUUUCAUAUGAAAUGUUAAGUUCUAUUACAACUAAAUGUGACACGGUGCCGAAAUCUAAACCACACAUGACUUCUUGUCUAUCUGUAUCGACUGUAGUAUAUAAAACUGAAUCUUUAAAAAGUGAAGAAAUUAAACUAAACAACGAUUUACACAUAAAUACAAUAGCCAAAGAACAGAAUGAGAUGUUUAAAAAAUUAAAUAUUACUUCUGAUAAAGAAUUGGAAAAAAGUAAAGAUUCAAAUAAUUCUUUGGGCAGUGUAGGGUCUGCUGAUUCGUGGGAAGCUAAACAAUUUUGUGAUUCUACAAAUACUACAACAGAUCGAGUAAAUAGUUUUGAAUACAUACCAGGUGACGAAUAUUUUGAAAGUAGAGAAGAUGUCAGACAAGAUUCCUUGGAUAACGAAAGUAGUACUCAGAUGCUUAUUGAAGCUAUGAAACAAAAUGGAUUAACACAAUUGCAAAGAAAAGAAAUGUUCAAAGUAAUAGAUAGUUUUAUAAAGAAUUAUAAGCUUAAAGAUAAUAGUUUACCAAAAAAAAGCACAACCGAUUCAGAUCAUACAAACUUAAGACAAGAUAUCACAUCUCAAACAUCGUAUACUGGCAAUACAGUUGUAAAUAAUCAAACAAAUAACCAUUCAAGUACAAUAACAUUUACAUCACCGAUCACUUCUUCACAAUAUGGUGAUGAAAUUGACUCUAAAUGUUAUGAUACCUCAAAAGAUUCUGAAACACAUUUAAAAUUACGGAAGUAUAAAUUUCAAAAAAAAAAUAUUCCAAAUAAACAAACAAACCGAGGUGUGCAGUGUAAUAUUCAAGAUUGUUCAACUAAAUGUAAUCAAAAUGAAAUUUCAAAACCUUCAACAUCUAAAUUUAUCCCUAUUAUCAAUAAACAAACUGAGCAGUUACCAAAAUUACAAGCUAAAAAUAAAGAAGAAAUUAAAUCAAAUUACAAUAAUCCAAGUAAAGAAUUUAAGAAACAAAUGAUUUGGUUUCAUAAUAAUUACAUGAAAGUUGAACGAGAAAAUCAAAUGUUUUGGAUAAACACUCAGAUAACACACCUAAAUAAUUUGAAAAAAUUAUUAAGUACACAUGAAGAAUUAAAAGAAAAUUGGAAGAAUUUUAAAGAAAAACCAUCACUGGAUAAUAAACCUAAAUACAAAAGACGAAGUGGUUUUGAAAAAUUGAGUUCAAGCAGUACAUCAACUCAAACGGAUACAACUAUAUCAAAGCUAUCAAGUAUUUCAAAUUGUGAUAUCACAGAAACUGAAUCAUCAACUACCAUAUGUGAUCAUUCCCAUUAUAAAAAAGGCAUUUUGAUUGAUGAUCCUAAAUCAUUGGUUAAAUGUUAUAAAAAAACUCUCAAUCUAGUUAAAAAAAAUGAAACGCCAAAAGAUACUAAGCCAUUGAAAAUGUCAUCUUCACAACAAACAGUACAAUUUCAAACAGGAAAACUGAAAAGUAUUCCAAAAUCAUCUUUACUUAGCUUUGGUACUUAUACAGUGGAUAAGAAAAUAAAACCAAAUACCCAUAGUGGGCAUAAAAACAAAAGUUCUAUAACCUAUGAUAUAAUAUUCAAACCUACAAAAACUAGUUCAUCGCAUGACAGUGAAUUAAGUUCUACAUCUAAUGAACAAUUUAAUGGCCAAAAAAUUCCAAAGACAUCAAAAACCGUUUCAAGUCAAACAAGUAAUACACUAUUUGUUCCAAAAUCAAGUUUACAGGAAUACUUACUAAGCAAUCGGCCAGAUUAUGUUUACCGAGCACAAGAGCGACAAAAUAUUUUAUCAGACCUUGCAAGUAUGAGGGACCACCGUAAACAAUUGAAAAGAGAAUUAUUGUUGACAAAUAACAAAGAAAAUACAGUUCCCCCAAAUCCUUUAGCUCUUAAACGCAUAAUGAGUCAAAAAGAAAUGAGAAAGCAGACUGAACGUAAAUACCGCAAGUGCCCUGAAGUAAAAAGCAAAAAACUGGAAGUUAAACGAAAACAGGAAUAUAAUACUAAUAAGAUUAUGGCAAAUAUAUUUACUAAAAAAUUACAAAAAAAAACACUUAAUGGAAAUGUGGACUUAUCUAAUAGUAUGAUUCCUUAAAAAGAACAGCAAGUCAAUAAGUAUUCUUUCAUUAAAUUUUAAGCCCCCACGCUGUCGUUUCGGAAGGGAAUGUUUCUUAAUCAUAACCUACACUUCCAUGACCAGAAAGGUAGGUAUAAGUUAAGUAUAGUUAACCUAAUAGCACUGGCAACUUCUAAAUGAUUUAAAUUAUAUAUUUGUUUAACACGUAAAUUGCAGAUCAUAUU
Messenger RNA from Adelges cooleyi (spruce gall adelgid), 2947 nucleotides. RefSeq names its product MATH and LRR domain-containing protein PFE0570w-like. Bases 174 to 2741 code for a protein of 855 amino acids. NCBI's taxonomy places the organism in Eukaryota, Metazoa, Arthropoda, Insecta, Hemiptera, Adelgidae. The transcript is spliced from 12 exons. The record is from RefSeq and is a predicted model, not a curated record.